GUUCCGGGGAGCGCCGCGGGGCCGCCUGGGCUGUGGGUCCGCCCUCCCCCUCGGGGCGGAGCGGAGGCGCGGGGCCGCCGGAAGCCGCUGGGGCGGCCGGAAGUGGCCGGGCUCGGGCUGGCUGCCGCAGCGGUUGCCGCCAUGAGCUGCCUGCGGGAGGAGGACGAUCCGUACGUGGUGGAGGAGCCCAGCGACGAGGAGCGAGCGCUCAGCAGCUCGGAAGAUGAGGUGGACGUGCUGUUACAUGGCACUCCGGACCAGAAGCGGAAGCUGAUCCGGGAGUGCCUGACUGGGGAGAGCGAGUCUUCCAGUGACGAUGAGUUCCAGAAGGAGAUGGAAGCGGAGCUGAACACCACCAUGAGGACUAUGCAAGGCAAAUGGAAAUCGCCAGAAAUGGGUACUUCCUCGAGUACUGGUCAGAUGGGACCUGACACCACUUCAAAAUACUAUGAUGACAUUUACUUUGAUUCUGAUUCAGAGGACGAAGAUAAAAUAGUUACACAGGACAUCCAGAAAAAAAGAAAACAUCAGCAACGUCGGAUUCUUUCCAAUGAUGAGUUGCUAUAUGACCCAGAAGAAGACGAUAGAGACCAAGAGUGGGUAGACUCACAGAGGAGGGGGUACCGUAAUCAAAGCAGAGUGCGGCCACAGCAGCAGCAGACAGAACCUUCAGCUGUUCCAAAUAGUGAUGCUGUUUUGAAUUGCCCAGCUUGCAUGACAACGUUAUGCCUGGACUGCCAGAGACAUGAAUCUUACAAAACACAAUAUAGAGCCAUGUUUGUGAUGAACUGCAUUGUUAACAAAGAGGAAAUUCUGAAAUAUAGAAAAAAGCUAAAGAAAAGAAGUAAGAAAAUGAAGCACAGCAAAGAGACUACUUCUAUACAAUCAAAUGAGGAAGAGGAGGAAGUGUAUCAUCCAGUGUUAUGUACUGAAUGCUCAACUGAAGUGGCAGUAAUGGAUAAAGAUGAAGUUUUUCACUUCUUCAAUGUUCUAGCCAGCCACUCCUAAUGUGCAAAAGCAGCGGGGGGGUCCUGCACUGUUUAAGACUGCGUGAAGUAUCAGAAAUGCAGACAUGCUAAUCUUUUUUAAAUAUGGUCUUUUAAAUGUACAUUUUCAUUAGAGAACUUUAUAAUGGUUAGAUUUUUGCAAAGUUUAUGAAGGGAAUACAGUUAACUGCCUGCAUUUGAGAGCAAUAUUCUUUCACACCAUCGGGUAGUUGCAUCAUUGAGGAUUUAAAAUUUUGUAAAUAUAAUGUAAGAUCUGUGUAUUAUGAUCAUUCCCUGUAAAUAUUCUAUCCAUUAUCUCAAUAUGUAUUAGAAUUGCUGCUUAGAAUAAAUACUGUAUAGUAACUGGUUCUCCAUAGCUGCAUUGGUCAUUUCUGUGGAACGUGGUAGACAAUUCUGUUGGGAUGUUGGGCUUCUUUAGCCUCAUAUUCUUGGUAGAUGUGCACACAGGUAGGUUUGAUAAAGAAGGUUUGAGAAGGAAGGAAUUGCCAUCGUGCAGGGUGUUUCAAGAAGAUGAACCCAGUUUCAAAGAAGUCUUGAUUCGAAUUAAGUCUGUCUUUUUGAAACACCUUGUGUUUGGCUUUUGGUCCAUUAAGAUCUAAGAAAUGAAAAUUUUUAUUUAUACAGAGUGGAAGGUUAGCCGACACUGAGUUUGCUGGCAUGGAUCAUUUAAAUAAACAUAUUAAUGCUUAGCAACACAGUUAAGAGUUUUUAAUGUAAAUAUGUAUAUGAAGAAAAUACUGGAAAUUUUUUUCUGUUGUUUUUUUUUCUUACAAUGACACAUUUUAAGAAUAAAUUUAUGGUCAGAUCUAUGACCACAGGCCUAGUUUGUAUGCUUUUCCUGUUUCUUUAGUAUGUUUACAGCUUAUUUAUGGGAGCAUAAAGAACUUCUGCUACUUGAUAUUUACACAUCUCGCUUAGUCUAUGAAAACGAUCCAACGUUGGAUCUCUCUUCCUCCAGGCACCUCCCAAGAGGUGACCUCUUGAUUUUUAUUAGUAAGAAAUGCCUCCUCUUUAUAGAUUGAUAUUUUUUAACACUUGACUUGAACAAGGGUCUUUCUGAAAAGAAAAUCUCAUCUUUAUACUUUUAAUAGUACUAGGAAUAAUGUAUAUGUGCUUUGAGGAAUUGUCAGAAAUAUUUAAAGUCGGGAGGGAGGGAUCUGAAGAAUAUACUUAUUUUGUGCCUCAGACUAUAAUAAAAUCUUGUGACUCUUUGGUUA
Molecule: messenger RNA, 2224 nt
Organism: Columba livia (rock pigeon)
Lineage: Eukaryota; Metazoa; Chordata; Aves; Columbiformes; Columbidae
Gene: EAPP
Product: E2F associated phosphoprotein
Exons: 6
Coding region: 142-1008 (288 amino acids)
Biological process (GO): positive regulation of cell population proliferation
Cellular component (GO): nucleus
Source: RefSeq, a predicted model, not a curated record